Cyphellophora europaea CBS 101466 is the source of this 2238-nucleotide messenger RNA. RefSeq lists its product as uncharacterized. The record is from RefSeq and is a predicted model, not a curated record. NCBI's taxonomy places the organism in Eukaryota, Fungi, Ascomycota, Eurotiomycetes, Chaetothyriales, Cyphellophoraceae. The coding region runs from base 1 to 2238 and encodes 745 amino acids. The transcript has 3 exons.
AUGGCUCAAAUUCGUGCCACGGCGGAAGCAGCUCGCUUUGAAGCUGAAAGACGGCUCAAGCACCAAGGGUCGGCUCGAGUGGCCCUCGACUCGAUCGAGCUCACGCAAAGAGUUGAUCGGAAGCGAGUCGAGCACCUGAAAUUCGUCUUCGGAAAAGAGGGAUGCAGACCAGAACACAUCGUCAAUCAUGCACUUCUUUCUAUUGACAAGUCCACGUUGCAUGAAGCCCUCAAAGAGUCCGGGAUAUCCCCAGCCGCUCUUUUGGUACAUGGGAAUUCUGCGUACCCUGUCCUUCGCUUGCCACGCGGCAAGAAGCUGAUGUGUUUACACGGUAAUCAUCGGAUCCAGGCCGGCAAAGAACAUUUGUCUGUUCGUGACCAGUGGUGGAUUGUCGACCUAUACCUGGCAGAUAUAAAUCGUGAUGUGGCGCAAUUCCUGAUCGAGGAAUACGCCAACGAAGCCGAUCCCACCGACGGUGAAGUAUACUGCAAAAUCAGGAAAUACCACUUUGAACGUAAUCUCAACUUCGAAAGGCGUUGGUGGGCCCGCCUGAAGGGUAGCCGUCCACGCAGUCUCCAGAGGCUGCUUCGACACGACGAGAUUCGAUCUGCUUUCGACAACCUGCUAGAUAUUCCCGGGCAGUGGUAUGGUAUGCAGCUGACAACAGUCAACAAAAUGAUGGGGAUGAAUUUUGAAGAGGGGAUCGUUAACGCACUGAAUCAUAUACGAUGGUUCUGGCACGACUUACUAGACGGAGAUAUCGAUGCCAUGCGCCAGGUUAAUGACAUCGAUGUCAAAGCGCUUGAGUCGCUUGCCCCAGGGGCAUCACAGCAUGAUUUUGAGGCAAUCGAACGUCAAGUUCGGGGGGGCAAUAUUUUUGGCAGCCUUGACCAAGUGCGGCGUGCUGAUAUACUGGAGCGUCUGCGUAGAUCCUCCGGCUUGGUUCCAACUCUCCGCUCGUUCUUCCACGAUAUCAAUUACUGGGACGUAUGUCUCGGCGGUCUCCUGCAUCUCUUUUCACCAUCGCAUCGAGAUACCAUGAUUUCGGCCAUGCAAAGCCACUUCACUGGAAUCAAUCAAAGAGACGGUUUUGUUAUGAUUCAGAGUGGUGAAGGCACUUUCAUAGCCGCUGCCGGUGCGGAAGCUGAUCAGGUUGAGUAUGGAUAUCGACAACUGUUCGUUUUCGUGAUGCGGCACUUUAAAUAUCUUCCACGCCCGACAAAGCGUGGGGAUCUCUCGUGCAAACCUCGGGCAACAGCUGACCCGGCUGUACUUCACCAGUUUGCCAGUCUUGCGCAGCGACUGGGAUUUGAGUCACCCGAAAUUGAAUCGAUACUACUCACGCGGCCAGAUCGAGAGCCAGAAGUUCUUGGAUAUUGCAAUACACCGGCCUUUGUCCGUCCAGGAUCUGGAGAAGAGUGUCGGCAGAGAAGUGGAAUACCGCCUCUCUCGACCUUCCGGGAAGAUCGAACCUCGUUAUACCUCCAUUUUCUCGACAAAGAGCAGAACGAAAACAACGAAGGUAUCACCUCGUUCUAUGUUCGUCAGUCUGUGUAUCUGCAAUUCUUGGGUCGGUCGAAUGGCGGAGUGAUUUUACCGGAAGCGAGUGGCCCCUCAGCGACCCCACCACAACGACCGUACGAGGUGGCUAAUUUCCAUGACGAAGCUGGACCUGGGGAAGUCGGACGCGAAGAAGCUGGAUCUGAAGAAGAUUGGGGUGGAGAGAACGGACGUGAAGGAAAUGGCCGUGGAGAAGAUAGACGUGACUCUUGGACUCCUAUCGUCUACGACGAAAUGAAUAGUGACGCAGACCCAUCUACAUCAGGACCGGCUCUUGGAGGACGAAUACUUGGAAGCCCUGAUAACGAAGGUCCAGAGAUGCUAGAGACACCCGAUUCAGAUACUGUGGCAGUUUCCUUCAAGAUCCUAGACAACGGAACUUGGCGAGAUGUGCAAACAUUGCAAGUUUAUCGUGCUGACCCGUCGGAGGUGGCGCGGGUAGCAAAGAAAAGCAUGAGGAAGGGUUUUCGGACCAUGGACACGAAUAUGCAGCUUCUAGCACCAGAUGACUGCUUUGAAGCUGCCACCAUUGACGGGACCAACACGAUACUUUUGAUUCCGCAGGCUGACUUAGAUGUUGAUGAGGGCCUUGUGGCAUCGGCGAAUGUAGUCGGGUACACAGCCAUCGCUGAAAAUGAACGGAAGAAGACACGUGUGAACUACUUGGCAUUUUCUUAG